Molecule: messenger RNA, 1503 nt
Organism: Mycena citricolor
Lineage: Eukaryota; Fungi; Basidiomycota; Agaricomycetes; Agaricales; Mycenaceae
Source: the annotation of a GenBank genome assembly
GACUACUGAUCUUGAUCACCUGCCUGUGUCACUAUUCCUGACGCUUUGCGAACUGUACUCUCCGCUUUGUACUGCGUGCAGCGUUGCCGCUACUGCGCUUUGGACCAACCUCGAAGAAGAUGAAUACCCAGGCCGCCUCCAUGUCCCUCCACUCCACCAUGCCUCCGAUGCGGGACAACCCGGAAGACACCGUUGACGCCAGGAUGGUCAACAACCCGGAUGGGAGCAAUGGCCACGGGGGCAGAUUACUCAACCGCUAUCCCCAGCUCCUUGUAUGGAUACAGAAGUAUAUUGACGAAGGUGUGAAGCAAGCAAACAUGCCACAAGCCUUGUCUGACGACCACGGCGUAUCUACUAGUUUGAGGACUGUUGAGCGCUAUAUCAAGGAUUAUCAUCUGCGUACCACCCGUCAUCCGCAAGUCUCUGUCGAGGACCAGGGCGCUGCCAUUCUGGCCAUCACAGCGGAGGAUCCAUUGGGCACCUGGGGCGGCCGCAAAGUGAAGGAAAAACUGGGAUUGACAUCGAUACACAUUCCUCGCCGUUUCAUUGAUAUGUUCCGAGCUGCGCAUGACGCCAACGCUGCUGCUUUACGCAGACCUGGUGCGCGCAAGGUACACACUCGAGGAUUGUUUGCCUCCGGAUUGGACGAAGAGUGGUGCAUUGACGGGCACGAAAAGAUCCUGAACUCAAUGGGAAUCUCGGUCUAUGGCAUCAUCAACAAGUUCUCGCGACGUGAGCUGCUCCUUCGUGCUGUACCCGACUCGAGGACAGCAGAUGUACCACCUGCGUUAUAUCUCCAGCUGGUUCGUCAAUUGAAAGGUAUCCCUAUCCAGACCGUGACGGACAAAGGGAGCGAGACGGGCAAGUUGGCUGCACUUCAGACAUCGCUCAGGCAACUCCUCUAUCCCGACCUUAGUCUUGAAAUUGUUCCGGCACAUCGCUCUGUGAAAAGUGUGUACAAUAUCACAUGUGAACGUGGUUGGCGCCCAAUCUGGGAGAAAGAGCUUGCCAAUGUGAAGCACGAGUACGAAUCUGGCAAAGUUGCAUCUGGUUUUCAUCCUGAUAACCCAAUCCACGAGGGUGUAUGUCUUUGGCUCUGGGGCAGAAUUGUCCAGUUGCGGCUCGAUAAAAUCCAGUAUGAGAACGGGAUACACCGAGUCCGCAAGCAGGCCAGUCGACUCCUCCCCACUGGUGGACGAAUCAUCGACUUCUAUGAACAUCCUGAGCGGUACGGAGGUGAUAUGCAGCUGAUUUCAAUUGACGACAUCCAUCUGCCGCUCAUUGACCACCUCAUAGAAGAGCACUCACCUGCCGAGAAGCUUCAAUUUGGAAGUAAUGACAUGGUGGUUCUAUGCGAAGCAAUCUUUGCAGGAAUUGGAUCGCCGGAUGUAAGCGCGUUGAACGGCUGGGCUGUAUUCUCUCACAUGAUUGCAAAAUACAACGAAGUAUAGUAGUGUCCUUAGUUAUAGACAUCGAAUCAUGUUUCCCUUCAUGCAAAUGCUA